CUUCGUCAUUAUCUUCCAUCUAUUUUUUUUCUUUUUUCUUUUUUCUUUUUGUUAUAGUGAAAGGAAAAAAAGAAGAAGAGAAAAUUAACAGAGAGAAAUGAGAGUGUUUGUUUGUGCGUGUGAAAUCAAAUCAUUCUUUCAACAUAUCAGGAUUCAAGAGAGAGAGGGUGUCCGUGCGUGAGAUUUAGAUAGAGAAAAAAAAAAUAGAAAAAAGUAAAGAAAAGGCAUCGACAAGAUAGAGAGAGAGUGUGCAUUUCUCUAUGUGAAAUCUGUGGAUUUUUUUACAGUUCUAAUGGUUGAUUAAUCAAGAAGUAGCAUUCUAAAUGGAGAUGGUUUCUAGCCGUUGAUGCUGUUAUUUCAAAUCUAAGCAUCAGAUCGAUUCUUAUUUUUUAUUUUUUUAAUUCCUGGAUAACGAAGAUUUAGCUUGAAAUGAACGGAGGCGGCAGCGAAGAAGCUGCGGAGGCUGUGACGGCAGCGGCAGCACCGGUGGGAGCGCCGUUGCAGCUUGAAUGGAAAUUCGCGCAGGUUUUUGGAGAGCGAACGGCCGGUGAAGAAGUACAGGAAGUCGAUAUCAUAUCUGCCAUUGAAUUUGAUAGAACUGGCGAUCAUCUCGCUACUGGUGAUCGUGGAGGUCGAGUGGUUUUAUUUGAAAGAACUGACACAAUAGAUCAUGGUGGAAAUCGGAGAGAUCUAGAGAGGAUGGAUUUUCCAAUUAACAGGCACCCUGAGUUCCGUUACAAAACAGAGUUUCAGAGCCACGAACCGGAGUUUGAUUAUCUAAAGAGCUUGGAAAUUGAGGAGAAGAUCAACAAGAUUAAAUGGUGCCAGUCAGCCAAUGGUGCAUUGUUUCUUCUGUCGACCAAUGACAAAACCAUCAAAUUUUGGAAGGUUCAAGAAAAGAAGGUCAAGAAAAUAUGUGACAUGAAUGUUGACCCUGCAAAAGCUGCUGGAAAUGGUCCUCUUGUAUGUCCAAGCAUAUCAACAAGCUCCAAACCAUAUACUGCCAACGGAGGAUGUUUGGAUAAACCCUUGGGUUUGAGCAAUGACUUUUCUUUCCCACCUGGGGGUGCCUCGUCUCUACAUUUACCUGUGGUAUUGACCAGUAUUGAAACGAGCCUUGUGCCUAGGUGUCGGAGAAUAUAUGCUCAUGCCCAUGACUAUCACAUUAACUCCAUUUCUAACAACAGUGAUGGUGAAACUUUUAUAUCUGCUGAUGAUCUGCGAAUAAAUCUUUGGAAUUUGGAAAUAAGCAAUCAGAGUUUCAAUAUUGUUGAUGUAAAGCCUGCAAACAUGGAGGAUCUGACUGAGGUGAUAACUUCAGCAGAAUUUCAUCCUACUCAUUGUAAUAUGUUGGCAUAUAGUAGUUCAAGGGGCUCAAUUCGUUUAGUUGACAUGCGACAGUCAGCUCUAUGUGAUUCUCAUAGCAAAUUGUUUGAGGAACAAGAAGUGCCUGGUUCAAGAUCCUUCUUCACAGAGAUAAUUGCCUCAAUCUCAGAUAUUAAAUUUGCCAAGGAUGGGAGAUAUAUUCUUAGUCGAGAUUACAUGACUCUCAAGUUGUGGGACAUAAAUAUGGACUCUGGACCAGUUUCCACCUUCCAGGUUCAUGAAUACCUUAGACCUAAGCUUUGUGAUCUGUAUGAAAACGAUUCCAUCUUUGACAAAUUCGAGUGUUGUCUGAGUGGAGAUGGACUUCGAGUGGCAACUGGUUCCUACAGCAACCUAUUUCGAGUGUUUGGUUGUACUGAUGGAAGCACUGAAGCAACAACAUUGGAAGCCAGCAAGAAUCCAAUGAGGAGACAGGUUCAAACCCCAUCAAGGCCUUCUAGAUCUCUGGGCACCCUUUCCCGUGGUUUUAGGCGAGGAGCUGACAACUCUGGAGCUGAUACAAAUGGAAAUGCGUUUGAUUUCACAACCAAGUUGUUGCAUCUAGCAUGGCAUCCAACCGAGAACUCACUCGCCUGUGCUGCUUCAAACAGCCUUUACAUGUAUUAUGCAUGAAACUGGUCCUGGAAGAACAUGUACUUUGGCUAGGAAAAGCUUUAGGUGCUACCUCUCUGCAAAGGCCUUGCUGCCUACUCUCCCAGCACACAUUUGGAAGCUUCACCAUUUAACGGAGAUUGAUGUUGCUGUUGUUCAAAUAUCAAGGAAGUACUAUGACUUUUGCUCCCAGGGAGGCAUGCCUCGCUAAUUAUAUUCUUUCACAAGGAAAGUGCAGUUCUAUCCUCAUAUUUUUUUUGUUGGUUUAGGUCAAAGGAAAUCAAAUCUUAAACAAUUGUUUCUACAUAGUGCUGCAGUGCUGCAACGUUUUGGGCCUAUAAGGUCUUAAAUCAAAUCUGGGCAAAGGAGCUGUUAGGUCGAAUCAAUCCUCAUUGAUACUUUGGGCGUCAACCAUGUGUACCAUUAGAACCUAGAACUCGAGGCUUGUGAAAACUUUAUCAUGAUUAUUGUUAUUCCAUAUUCUAACCA
Populus nigra (black poplar) is the source of this 2466-nucleotide messenger RNA. RefSeq names its product serine/threonine protein phosphatase 2A 55 kDa regulatory subunit B beta isoform-like. The transcript has 14 exons. Bases 430 to 1998 code for a protein of 522 amino acids. Gene Ontology annotation, biological process: peptidyl-serine dephosphorylation. Lineage: Eukaryota; Viridiplantae; Streptophyta; Magnoliopsida; Malpighiales; Salicaceae. Gene Ontology annotation, cellular component: protein phosphatase type 2A complex; cytosol. Gene Ontology annotation, molecular function: protein phosphatase regulator activity; protein binding. The record is from RefSeq and is a predicted model, not a curated record.